Caretta caretta (loggerhead turtle) is the source of this 706-nucleotide messenger RNA. Its product is annotated as vitelline membrane outer layer protein 1-like. NCBI's taxonomy places the organism in Eukaryota, Metazoa, Chordata, Testudines, Cheloniidae. The record is from RefSeq and is a predicted model, not a curated record.
AUGCGCCCUGGGGAAGCCGGGGGCAGGAUUAACCUAAUGAUAGCCUUGAACCUGAGCGAAGAGAAGGAGCUGCACAUCUGCUGCGGGCUUCCUUCACUCACCUGCCCAGCCAUGGAUACCUCCCUGCAUGCUACGCUCGGCCUUGUGCUCGUCUGCUGCCUCUGGGGCGCGUGGGCCCAGACCAAGAUCGAAGUUACCAAUGGAGGAAUAUGGGGCAAGUGGGGCGAGGAAGAGACCUGCCCCAACAAGAGCUUCGCCAUUGGGUUCUCCAUGAAGGUGGAGCUGCCCCAGCUCUCUGGGGACGACACGGCACUAAACGGGAUCCGGCUGCUCUGCUCCAACGGCAGAACCAUCCAGUCCAACGUGGGGCCGUGGGGCUUCUGGAGCCCCGUGAUGAAAUGCCCCUCAGGGCAGCGCCUAACCCAGUUCCGGCUGCGGGUGGAGUCGUGCCAGGGCCUCAAGGACGACACGGCCGCCGACAACAUCGAGUUCGUCUGCACGGGUGGGGUGGAGCUGAAGGGGCACGGGCGGUGCUGGGGCAAGUGGGGCCCCCAGAGCCGCUCCUGCGGCCAGCGGGGCAUCUGCACCAUCGCCACCAAGGUGGAGGCCCCCCAGGGCAAGGGGGACGACACGGCCCUGAACAACGUCUACUUCAAAUGCUGCAGGCCCUAAACCCUGCCCCCCCCCGCUUCAUUUCGACUGGUGG